AUGAACACUGCCUGGACAAUGAAGGCCUGUCAACCUUCACACAGAGGACAGGCAGUCAGGAACACCGCCAUCCUCUGCGACAGCGUGCUCGCUCCUCAAGAGCCACCCCCGUCUUUGCACAAGGUGAUAGUAGCGCCUGUGCGACCAUCAGACCCGGUUCAUUCCCGCAGCUUUCGCCCGGUUCCGAAGUCACCCGGGACGACCGCAGGCCUCCAGAGUGACAGGCUGCCCGUAGAGAUACAGCACGAGUCUCGGGGGCCGCGCCAACGGAGACCUAGGGGCACAGGCCGGGCAGGAAGCCAAGACGAGGCCCGGGACGCCCUUGGAGGCCGGGGAGCGGCGAGGGAGCGAGGUGGCGCACCUGACGCGCACCUGACGCUGAGGUUGCCACCCUGCUGGGCUGAGGCCUUCCGAGAAGCCGGUGUGUCUACCAGCAGCGCCGGCCCAGCUCUGACUUUAGCUAGCGAGUCUCAGAGAUGGACUUUGGGAAGGCAGUCGUCGCCUCAAAUCCCAGUCCUGCUCACGUUUUCUCUGGGUGCGACCCUGACACAUCGGGGCGCCUUCUUGAGAGGGCAAAGAAAUCCCCCCCCCCCACCCCGACUCGGGCUUGAUCCUGAUUCUCCGCCACCACGCUUCGCAAACCCUCGCGCAGAUUGCGUCUCUGUGCUUUCGUCCAAGCGCCGCCGCGCGCGGCCACCCCGCACCCCUCACCAUCUGUUUUUCGGUUUCUGGGGUGACUUCCCCCUCCUCCCGCAGAAUGAGCGACGUGACAUGAGAAGUCCCAAGAGAGCGAAUCUGAAACCUGCGCCUCCUGAAUUCAGAUUGCUGGGAGGCGAGAUGAGUUAGACUCUGUCCCCAGAUACAAGCAACACCACUUCCUUCAGAUAUAAAGACUUUCUUGGAUAUUAAAUUUGCAAAAUUUUAGGGCUAACACUGCGAUGCAGUGGGUUAACGCCCUGGCCUCAAGUGCUGGCAUCCCAUAUGGGCGCCGGUUCUAGUCCUGGCCGCUCCUCUUCUGAUCCAGCUCUCUGCUAUGGCCUGGGAAAGCAGUGGAAGAUGGCCCAAGUCCUUGGGCCCCUGCACCCACAUGGGAAACCUGGAGGAAGCUCCUGGCUCCUGGCUUUAGAUCGGCGCAGCUCCAGCCGUUGCGGCCAAGUGAGGAGUGAACCAUCGGAUGGAAGACCUCUCUCUCUUCCUCUCCUUCU
Lepus europaeus (European hare) is the source of this 1205-nucleotide messenger RNA. RefSeq lists its product as uncharacterized. The record is from RefSeq and is a predicted model, not a curated record. The coding region runs from base 1 to 846 and encodes 281 amino acids. The transcript has 4 exons. NCBI's taxonomy places the organism in Eukaryota, Metazoa, Chordata, Mammalia, Lagomorpha, Leporidae.